UCACCUUGUCUCCAACACUGUCAGAUGUUCCUCCUCUGAAUAUCCCAUUGUACCUCCACUGCACCUAACUAAACACUACUCACCUUGUCUCCAACACUGUCAGAGUUUCCUCCUCUGAAUAUCCCAUUGUACCUCCACUGCACCUAACUAAACACUUUGGAUUGAAGUCAUCUGCUCCCCCCAAAUCCAUAAAAGCAUGGAAAAUAACCAGUCAGCCCAUGAGAGUGGUUCAAGUGACGACAGUAUGGAAUCACCACCUGAGAUGAGAUUGAAAAAAGUGAAAAAGGAAUUAAAGGAAAGUGUUGAAGUAUUCAGACACCUCCUUGAUGAAAGUUUGAUGGACCUUCAGGCAAAAGUGAAAGAGCUUCAUCAGAUAGCUGACAGCUAUGAGAAUUGGCACCGUGCCACUACUAGAGGUAGUCUGGUAGGGGGUAUUAUUGGGGCGACUGGAGGGAUCACUACUUUAGUAGGCCUUGCCCUGGCUCCAUUCACUUUGGGCACCUCCAUGGUUGUUGCCGGGGUGGGUAUGGGGAUAGGUGUAACUGGUGGGAUUACUGGCGCUGCUUCUAACAUCACCAGUAUAGUGAGUCAACGAAGUGACCGACAGAACAUUCAGAACAUUCAGAAACAUUUUCUGGAAAAAGUCAAACCAAUUGAGGAAAGCUGGAGGAAAAUCAACUGGAAAUGUGAAGAAUUAAUUGCAAUGGUCAAUGAUACAGUUGUGACAGGGAUUGGAUUGUAUAAAAUAGCAGCUAAUCUGAGUUGUUUAGAUGACUUUGUCUCUUUUGCUAAAUUUGCAAAUAUUUCCAAACUAAGUCCCUCAUCUGCUAAAUAUCUCCGUUCAGCAGCAGCAUUGACAGGGGUGCUCUCUGGCCUACUCCUAGUUAUUGACAUAAUCUCUAUUGUCAUAGACUUCAAGGAACUUGAUGCAAUGGAAAAUGGAAACCAAAUUCAGUCAGACACAGUGAGGUUUAUUCAGAGAAUCAGGGACAUGGCUGAACAGUAUGAGCAGACUCUAAACAUGUUUACAACGGCAAAGAAAGAAAUUCUUAGAAACAAAUUUGAUUAACCUUUACAGCCCCGGCAUUCCGCUUGCGGAACUCCUCCCACAUUCCACUGAAAAGGCAGAGCGCGAAAUUCAAAAAAUAUUUAUUAGAAAUAUUUAAC
Messenger RNA from Salvelinus sp. IW2-2015, 1167 nucleotides. Its product is annotated as apolipoprotein L2-like. Gene Ontology annotation, molecular function: lipid binding. NCBI's taxonomy places the organism in Eukaryota, Metazoa, Chordata, Actinopteri, Salmoniformes, Salmonidae. Gene Ontology annotation, biological process: lipid transport; lipoprotein metabolic process. Gene Ontology annotation, cellular component: extracellular region; membrane. The record is from RefSeq and is a predicted model, not a curated record.